AUGCCGCCCAAGGAGCAGAAUGGAUCCAUUUCAGGCUUAACUUCCGAUGAGACGGAAAGCGAUAGCAGGAUGGAAGACAUCACAUUCGAGGAAGUCCCUCCUAUUGGGCUUGCAUGGGAUGGGCCAGGUGACCCUGGAAAUCCUCUAAACUGGCCGGCAUCCAAACGCCGCAUGCAUAUCAUCACCAUUGCGUUUUAUACUCUCAUAACUAACCUUGCGUCCACAAUGUUUGCCCCGGCCGCAACACAAUUGGCAAGCGAAUUUCACAUCACCGACAGCACGGUUGUCAGUUUAGCGGUCUCUAUUUUUGUGCUUGGGUUUGCCUUAGGUCCACUACUGCUUGCGCCGCUCUCGGAGUUAUAUGGUCGACUGCCUGUGUAUAUUGCCUCUGGUGUUGGUUUCAUUGCCUUCCUUUUUGGUAGUGCUUUCGCUACGGACAUCGGAUCCUUUAUCGCUUUCCGGCUACUCUGUGGAUGUUCCGGCGCCGCACCGCUCGCAAUUGGGCUAGGAUCAUUGGCUGAUAUCACUCCUCCCAAAGAUCGCGUGAAAUGGAUGGGCUUGUUUAUUUUGGGACCAAUGCUUGGGCCUGUGAUUGGGCCCAUAGCAGGAGGUUUUAUCAGCGAAAAUAUUGGGUGGCGUUGGGCCUUUCGGGUUCUUUUAAUUGCAUCCGGGGUCGCUGCUUUCAUGUGUUUUUUCUGGCUACGUGAGACGUACGCACCCGUGAUUCUGCGUCAUCGAGCUGAAAGGCGCAAGAAAGGUCUAAGUGGAAAUGCUGCAAUCAUGCCACCUGGAGAGGCUGUAAUUAGCCGGCUGUUCCACGACAUGACCAGACCGAUGAGGCUUCUUAUCUUCUCGCCUAUUGUUCUGUUCCUCUCGCUUUACGCCGCGUUCGCCUUUGGGCUAAUGUUUCUCUUGUUUACUACUUUCUCGACUGUGUUCAAGAAACAGUACGGCUUUUCGACUGGCAUCACUGGCUUGACUUAUCUCGGUCUUGGUAUAGGCGUUUUCGUGGGCUUAUUCACCCAGACUGUCCUUGGCCAGAAAAUCGUGGAGUCACACACCAGAAAAAGGGGCUCCACGCGGCCAGAGGAUCGCUUAGCUUUCAUGGCAUAUGUAGCGCCAGUCCUUCCCAUAGGCCUGUUCUGGUACGGUUGGAGUGUGGAGGCGCGAACUCAUUGGAUUGUGCCCAUCUUGGGCAAUUUGCCUGUUGGGUUUGGGUUCGUAUCAAUCAUGAUGCCACAAAUGAUUUACCUUCUCGAGAUCUUUGGAGCAGAGGCCGGAGCUUCUGCCGUGGCUGCAAACACCGUCUUUCGAAGCUUGGUUGGCGCUCUCCUUCCGCUAGCAGGACCUACCAUGUAUGAAAACCUGGGAUACGGAUGGGGAAAUAGUCUCUUGGCUUUCCUGGCAAUCGCCUUCAUCCCAGUUCCUUGGAUUCUUUACCUUUACGGCGACAAAAUUCGAAAAAGCCGCAAAAUUGAUAUAUGA
This is a messenger RNA of Colletotrichum truncatum, 1485 nucleotides long. Its product is annotated as fluconazole resistance protein 1. Gene Ontology annotation, molecular function: transmembrane transporter activity. Gene Ontology annotation, cellular component: plasma membrane. Gene Ontology annotation, biological process: transmembrane transport. The record is from RefSeq and is a predicted model, not a curated record. NCBI's taxonomy places the organism in Eukaryota, Fungi, Ascomycota, Sordariomycetes, Glomerellales, Glomerellaceae.